AUGGGUAACGACCAGUCCCGCUCCGCCAAGGGCGGGGAGGAGGCAAACGAUGGUCCCAUUGAUUACUAUGAGCUUCUCAAGGUCGACGUUGAGGCCACUCCCGAUGAGAUCAAGAAGUCGUACCGUAAACUGGCUCUCAUCCACCACCCGGAUAAAAAUGCCCACCGUGUGGAGGAGGCGACCAAGAUGUUUGCCGAUCUGCAACAAGCAUACGAGAUUCUCAGUGACCCGAACGAACGUGCUUUCUAUGACCGUCACCGAAAUGACCACAUUGAGACCAACGACGAUGACUUCUACGACCAUGUCCGUGCCGGAGACGCAGCCGCCACCGACCCCAAGUCCAAGUUCAACCGUCGACGCGCCGGCGACCCAGGUGUCAAGAUUGACCAGCUCAUGCGCUUCUUUGACCCCAAGCUUGCACGAAAGAUGGACGACUCAAACGAGGGCUUCUACUCCGUCUACCGUACGCUGUUUAACGUCCUCGCGUCCGACGAGGCCCUGCACACGCCCGAGGGCCAGACAUUCGUUCAUUACCCUCCCUUCGGUGACUCGACUACUCCCUACGCCCCACCUCCUGGCAUGACCAAGGCCGAGAAGUCAAAAACAUGGUGGGCCCGCGACUUCUACGUCGCCUGGGGCGAGUUUGCGACCGAGAAGCGUUUUGAGUGGCUCGAGAAGUGGGACACUGCUCGUGGCGAGGACAGGAAUAUUCGCCGGUUGAUGGAGAAGGAGAACAAGAAGCUCCGCGAGGACCACAGGAAGGAGUACAUUGAUACCGUCAGGACACUGGUCCAGUUCAUCCAACACCGCGACCCGCGCUACAAGGCGUACCAGGUUCAAAUUGCCCAGGCCAAAAAGGCCAAGAAGGCUGAGGGUCUCCCCGGAUCCGGAACAUCGACUCCUGGUCGUGGUACACCCCGCACCGUCGACGUCGAGGCAGCCAAGAAGCGCGAGGAGGAGCGCAGGAAGGCCGCCGCUGCGUUCCAGGAACAGGACUGGCAGCGGUUCUCGAAGCGCCCCGACGAUGACGAGGAGGAAGAGCAGGAGCCUAUCGACCAAGGAGACGGUACUGGCAUUCGCAUGGAUGACGGAGCCGGCGGCGAGAUCUUUGAAUGCGUCGCCUGUAACAAGACGUUUCAGAGCGAGGCGAGCUGGGGUAACCACGAGAGGAGCAAGAAGCACAAGCAAGCGGUGUUCAGGAUGGCAAAGGAGAUGCGCGCCGAGACUAUUGCUUUCAGCGACGACGACUUUGUGACACCGCAGGAGGCUGACUUUGACGAGGAUGAGGAGGCAGACUUCGACGAGGAUGAGCUCAUUGCGGACCUCGAGGAGCUUGAGCUCGAUGAGCUGGAGGAGAUGGAGGCUCUCGAGGCGGAGCAGGCGUCGCUUGAGGAUGCUAUCAGGAAAACGACCGAGGCCGCACCAGACGCGCCACCACCAACAAAGCCAAAGAAGACAAAGUCGCCUGAACCCGCGGCUGCACCUGAGCAUGACGAGGACGAGGACGACACCCAGUCCACGACCACGGCCGCCACUGUGGCCAAGGUCCCCGAGCUAUCCAAGCGCGAGAAGCGCCGUGCCCGUGAGGCGGUCAAGAAGGCCGAGGAGGAGGCCGCCAAGCUCGCCGCAAAAGAGUCUCGCAAGGAGGCAAAGAAGGUGGCCAAGGGCGGUGUGCCUCCCCCUGCUCCUGCUCCUUCAAAGGGAAAGAACUUUGAAAACGCGUUUGUCCAGCCCAAAACCAAGGGCAAGAAGGGUGCCAAGGGUGGCAAGCAGCCUGAAAAGGUGGUUGUUACCGCCAAGGACGUUGAGCGCGCCGUCGAGGACAUCCAGGCGUUGCGGCAGAAGAUGGUCGACAAGUGGGGCCAGGACUGGACAGGUGGGUUUGAUCAUCUGGAUAUCACUAACUCUGCAGACCUCGUGAGCCGAGUUGCCUGCCUUUUCGCAGGACCAGGUGCCACGACCGCCCCUGAUCUUGCUGUCCUCUGUCUCGGUCUAGGAAAGCCAUUCGGAGACCGCACCGCUAAGAUCCAGCUCGCCCUCAUCCUUGAGCUUACUGUCGGUCUUGGUGCCCCCAUCUCGGUCAUUGAGACGUUCGACCCCGUGUUUGAGGACGGUGACCGGCAAGUCCUCGAGGCACUCGGCUGCACUGUGAUCCAGGAGAACCUCCGUGGCGAGCACACCGUCCACGAGACCCGCCCUCACCUGAUCUACAUGCCCCACUGCUCCAAGACGCUCUACGAGUCGUUCUUUCACACCAACUACACAAAACGUCUUGGCGCCUCCCCUCCAGUGAUUCUUCUCGGCAACGACCUUGGCGACUACUUGCCCGGGUUCGUCCGCGCCCCACCACCAGGCGCAGAGGCCGAGCAACCGGCAGAGGACGAAUUUGUGAAGCCCAAGAAGAAGAGGAAGGGCCGCGGACCCGCCGAGCGCCAGUUUGAAGAUACGGUGCUCCGUCGUCUUGUGCCGCACUUUGACACGUUCAUGCUGUCGGACCUGCCCGAGACGAACCUGCCUGGUUUCGCACGCGCGUUCCUCUCGACCGCGUUCCAGUGGCUGCCAGAGGAAAAUGUGGCCCAGGUCGACUGGGAGACGCCCCUCCCUGAAGUGGAGUGGCCGGAUGACGGCGAGGUCGCUGCAUAG
This is a messenger RNA of Apiotrichum porosum, 2643 nucleotides long. RefSeq lists its product as uncharacterized. Lineage: Eukaryota; Fungi; Basidiomycota; Tremellomycetes; Trichosporonales; Trichosporonaceae. The transcript is spliced from 10 exons. Gene Ontology annotation, molecular function: nucleic acid binding; zinc ion binding. Gene Ontology annotation, cellular component: cytoplasm. Bases 1 to 2643 code for a protein of 880 amino acids. The record is from RefSeq and is a predicted model, not a curated record.